Danaus chrysippus (African queen) is the source of this 1590-nucleotide messenger RNA. The record is from the annotation of a GenBank genome assembly. NCBI's taxonomy places the organism in Eukaryota, Metazoa, Arthropoda, Insecta, Lepidoptera, Nymphalidae.
AUGACAGACCAAGUACAUAAAAAGAUGAAGAAAACACCAUUUAUGAAUGACGAUGCUGAAGUUCCUCUCCUCGACAAUACGAUACCAGUUGAUGUUAACAACAACGACAUGCAAUACAAUCCGUGGCAAGAAGACCCUGCGUCUGUACCCGAGAAUGUUGAUUUCAAGUACAUGACAGAGCUCAUACAUCGAGUUGAUUUAAAAAAUAAAACAAACGAUCUACUACCACCCAUCGAAUACAAUCCCUUAGACAGUAUUGAAGUCUAUCAACCGAAGGUUAAUAAAAAUUAUUAUCAAUAUUACGACACUCCUCUGAAUGCAUUCGAAAAACGAAGAUCAAAUCGAAACAAUGAUAAACAACCUGACGAUUCAUAUUAUACCAACUUAGGCAGACAAAUUGCAACCAUGAUAAGGGGAAUCGACGCACAGAAUAAACAAGUCAACAUUGAAAUGGAAAAAGCCAACGACAAACUUAACACUGACCCAUACUUCAAUAAAAAUUCAGCUCAAUCAUUUUGGGAACGAUCCGUUAGAUCACCAUUAACAUUUCUCAACGCGAAUAGAAACAAAUUUGAAUAUUUAAAGAAAAGCAACGAAAUACUUUUCAACAUUGAAAAUAGAGUAGAAAUCAUGGCAUCCACAGCGCCGGCGUUAAGUCUACAAGAAAUAGAAAAUAUCGUAAAAGCAAUGGAAGCAGCAAAAAUGGAUAUGCAACGGAAAGAAAUCAAUGUUGGAGAUAUAGUGCCAUCAAAUAAGAACCUCGACAUAAAGCUGUGGCCUCAGGAGUUUAAAAUAUCUGGAAAAAUAAACAGACCGGAAUUAAUGAAAAAAGACGAGAAUAUUAAUGAAGCGAAAGUCAUAACAAACAAUAACCCAGCAGAUAAUGAUAAAACACUUCGCGUGCAAAGCGUUCAAAAAAUUUUAAACUUACCUAAUCAAAAUCCGAUGGAAAAUAAGCAACGCGCGAGACAAAUUCCCGAAAUAAAAUUAAUAAAAAAUCCGUCUGUCGGGAACACAUAUUUCGCAAGCGAUCCUCUGAAUUAUAAUCAACUACGCUACGGAGUUGCUAAUCAGAGACAAACGAAAACCGGCGCUCUCUCACAGAAACCAUCGGCACAGCUUUUGUUAGAAAAUGAAAUGAAUCCUUUGUUUUUAAAACACAGAAAAUCAGCAAUAGACGACGUUGCUUGUUCGCACAUGACUUCACCGGCAAUCAGCAAAUCACCUGAAAAACAAAAAUCAGACAGCAAGUCACCAGCUCACUCUACAACAAACACCGAGCCUCCACCUUCAACACCUUCAAAUGCUGAAGGACCCUCAACAUCUUCUGCCCCGCCGUCUGAUCCCUACAACUCUCACGCGGGCAGCAGCCGCCGCCGCCAACCGCAGGCCGCGCCCCCCACUGGGUACACCCGAACAAACCCGAUCUCACCCGAACGCAUCCGAUCACGCCAUACCAUACCCAUAGGUCCGAGCGGCUCUUCCGAACCGUACUAUAUUAUACUUCUCAUCACACCUACCACUACCGCCUACCCCUACCGCUACCCUUACCGCUCACUACCGCUCAGUCUGCGACCACCGACCAAAUGA